Molecule: messenger RNA, 972 nt
Organism: Tarenaya hassleriana
Lineage: Eukaryota; Viridiplantae; Streptophyta; Magnoliopsida; Brassicales; Cleomaceae
Product: protein LIGHT-DEPENDENT SHORT HYPOCOTYLS 9-like
Exons: 2
Coding region: 216-755 (179 amino acids)
Biological process (GO): mRNA transcription; response to light stimulus
Cellular component (GO): nucleus
Source: RefSeq, a predicted model, not a curated record
CAACGUCGACGGCCCUAGGGCUCAUCCUUUUGUCUCCUAAGUCGAAGACCCUCAAAAAAAAAAAAAAAGAUUUUGAUACUCACAAUUCAUCUCUUUUCAAAAACUUGAAUCAAUUCUCUUUUCCUUUACAUAAAAAAGAAGAAGCAAGAACUCUUCUUGCAAUCUCAUCUAUAUCACUCUCAAAUCCAUUCAAAACCAAGAAUUUUGAUUGUUCGAUGUUAUCAUCAACUGAACCAGUGGCCCAGCAGCAACAGCUGAGCCGCUACGAAUCGCAAAAGCGCCGUGACUGGAACACGUUCGGACAGUAUCUCAAGAACCAGAGACCGCCCGUCUCGUUCGCUCAGUUGAGUUUCAACCACGUGAUCGAUUUCCUCAAGUACUUGGAUCAGUUCGGUAAGACCAAAGUUCAUCACCAUGGUUGUGUCUUCUUUGGACAGCCUGAUCCUCCGGGACCUUGUACUUGCCCAUUGAAGCAGGCUUGGGGAAGUCUCGAUGCGUUGAUCGGACGGCUGAGAGCUGCGUUCGAGGAACAUGGCGGAUCGUCCGAUCAAAACCCUUUUGGGAACGGUGCGAUUAGGGUUUACCUGCGUGAAGUUAGGGAUUCUCAGUCCAAGGCAAGAGGGAUUCAAUACAAGAAGAGGAGGGAGAAGAGGAAGAGAAUCAAUGGCGAAAACCCUAGUAAUCAUCAGAUUCGAAAAACAAUGAAUGAUGAAGGGACAUCGUCGAACGUCCUUCCUUCUCCCAUUUCACCGUAAAGGAUGGUACACAUUGAGCCAAUGCCCAUCUUCCUACAUAUUCGUCUGAAGAACCAAAAUGCGUUUCUUUGGUACAGCUCUUUGUGAUUCAUAUAUAAAAUUGUUAUACAAUUUAGUCCAUGAUCAGUUCAGUUAUACUUUAUAUAUAUGUUUUUUUUAUUUUCACAUUUGUCUAAACUAAGAAACCCACAAAUAAAAAUCUUCUGUUCGGGGUCCA